Molecule: messenger RNA, 1633 nt
Organism: Rhododendron vialii
Lineage: Eukaryota; Viridiplantae; Streptophyta; Magnoliopsida; Ericales; Ericaceae
Product: fructose-bisphosphate aldolase 3, chloroplastic-like
Exons: 6
Coding region: 189-1361 (390 amino acids)
Biological process (GO): glycolytic process; fructose 1,6-bisphosphate metabolic process
Cellular component (GO): cytosol
Molecular function (GO): fructose-bisphosphate aldolase activity
Source: RefSeq, a predicted model, not a curated record
UGUUUGACGUCUUGUGAGCUUUUCCUCGCGAAGGGCGGACUCCACGAGAAGACAAAAAAAAACAGAUUUGUCUCGUCUUCUUCACUUAUUACUGUCAAUAUACUCCUGAAGUCGUCUUUCCUUUUAGAGAGAGAGAGAGAGAGAGAGAGAGCGCUUUUUCAAGAAUCGUCUGUUUUUUCGUCGCAGCAAUGGCGUGUUCCAAUUUUGUGAAAUUAAGCCCAUCGUCUACGCCGUGGAUCGGCCACCAAUCCUUCAAUCAACGAUCGUCUCGCCUAGCCGCCCCUCGCCAUGUUGCCGUCAUCCGUGCCGGAGCUUACUCCCACGAACUUGUCGAAACCGCCAAAUCUAUUGCAUCUCCCGGUCACGGAAUCCUUGCCAUUGAUGAAUCAAAUGCUACCUGUGGGAAGAGGUUAUCAUCUAUUGGCCUGGACAAUACUGAAGUCAACAGGCAGGCUUAUAGACAGCUUUUGCUGACAACUCCUGGCCUGGGUAAAUAUAUUUCUGGUGCAAUUCUUUUUGAGGAGACACUUUACCAGUCAACCACAGAUGGGAAGAAGUUUGUCGAUUGCUUGCGUGAGGAGAAAAUCGUACCUGGCAUCAAAGUCGAUAAGGGUUUAGUUCCCCUACCAGGGUCCAACAAUGAAUCUUGGUGCCAGGGAUUAGAUGGACUGGCUUCUAGAUCCGCUGAAUACUAUAAGCAAGGUGCUCGCUUUGCUAAGUGGCGCACUGUUGUCAGCAUCCCUUGUGGUCCUUCUGCUUUAGCUGUGAAAGAAGCUGCGUGGGGGCUUGCACGUUAUGCUAGCAUUUCUCAGGACAAUGGUCUUGUGCCUAUAGUGGAACCUGAGAUUCUUCUUGAUGGUGAUCACCCUAUUGAGAGGACACUUGAGGUGGCAGAGCGGGUUUGGGCAGAAGUCUUCUACUACUUGGCAGAGAACAACGUUAUUUUUGAAGGUAUCCUACUUAAGCCCAGCAUGGUUACCCCAGGGGCUGAGCACAAGGAAAGAGCUUCUCCAGAAACCAUUGCCAAAUAUACACUCACCAUGCUCAAGAGGAGAGUACCUCCUGCCGUUCCUGGAAUCAUGUUUUUGUCGGGAGGACAAUCUGAAAUGGAGGCAACAUUGAAUUUAAACGCGAUGAAUCAAAGUCCCAACCCUUGGCAUGUUUCCUUCUCUUAUGCACGUGCAUUGCAGAACACUGUGCUCAAGACCUGGCAAGGACAUCCUGAGAACAUUGAAGCUGCACAAGAGGCUCUUUUGAGUCGUGCAAAAGCAAACUCCUUAGCUCAGCUUGGAAGCUACUCUGCUGAUGGCGAGAGUGAUGAUGCAAAAAAGGGCAUGUUUGUCAAGGGCUAUACCUACUAAACCAACAAUAGUCUGUCUUGCACUUUCUUGGCCUACACUAGGCUUGGUACUUGAUAUUUUUGCAUUAUGUUUUUCUUUGUUAGCCAUGAUUGCUUAGCUUAGUUGUUUUGAAUAAAGGCUUGUGUUGAAAACACAAAUUUGAGUUGCAACCCAGGAGAAGGUGGGGGUUAGAGAAAGAGAGUAUGCUUGUAUUAAUCUAUUUUGGGGUCUUGAAAUGUACCAAGAGCUUGUUCAUCUCUCUCAUGCAAUCUAUGAAUUGCUGGAAUUUUUCA